CGUUGAAUUGUACUUAAAAAUGUCUGCCAUAACAUUGUUGCGACGUAUUGUCGGAAGACAAAUAUUUAAUUCUUUGGCUAAUCCGACAUCAGUAUCGUUUCAAAUACAACCUAGAAGAAAUCAAUGGAAAUUACUUAAACUUCCAAAACCAGGUGUUACAGGAACAAGUUACAGGCGAACUGUACAUUUCAAAGAUGAAUAUACGAUCGAACCACUGCAGGUUACUAAUUUAGCCGGUCGAGAUCCUGUAUCAGGAAGAGUAAUAGUUAAGGGUAUCGGUGGUGGUAUAAAACACAAGUACCAUUGGAUAAAAUGGAUAAGGGAUGGUCCGACUGAUCUGAAUGAAAAACCAAAAGAGGAAAAGGUACUCGAGGUUUUCAAGGAUGGUUGUAGAACAUCCUUCGUCGCACUCGUUGGUUCGGGUGACGAAUUGAAGUAUAUUUUAGCGACAGAAAACAUGAAGCCUGGAGAUAUUAUAAAAACACACAAAGGUAUCCCGCGUAAUCCUGUAAGGGCAAAUGAGGGCGAUGCUUAUCCCUUGGGUGCUCUACCGAUGGGUACUAUCGUGAACUGCGUUGAAAAGUAUCCCGGACUUGGAGGAAGUCUUAUUCAUUCGGCUGGGACCUCAGGUACGAUAAUUGCCACGGAUGGACUGGAUAGGACAGUUGUGCAAGUACCUAGUAAGAGAAAGUUUAGUUUGGACAAUAGAUGUAUGGCAACGGUAGGACGUUUGUCGAAUAUUUUACAUGGUUCCACACCAAUCGGUAGCGCUCAAAAAAAUCGCGAAUUGGGUAAUCGUCCAAGAAGUGGUCUUUGGCAACGAAAAACUGGCAGAUUUGGAAGGAAAAUAAAACCACCAAAGCGUCUUAGACAGUUAGGCGCCAACGGUGAAUUUCUUCCAAAAUAUACAAUUAUUGUUUGUAAUAUACCUGGUCUUAAUUAAUUCUUUAGAUUUAUAUUAAUUUUAUGAUAUAUAUAUAUAUAUAUGUA
Molecule: messenger RNA, 990 nt
Organism: Vespa mandarinia (Asian giant hornet)
Lineage: Eukaryota; Metazoa; Arthropoda; Insecta; Hymenoptera; Vespidae
Gene: mRpL2
Product: mitochondrial ribosomal protein L2
Biological process (GO): mitochondrial translation
Cellular component (GO): mitochondrial large ribosomal subunit; ribosome
Molecular function (GO): structural constituent of ribosome; RNA binding
Source: RefSeq, a predicted model, not a curated record